Molecule: messenger RNA, 3200 nt
Organism: Pseudovirgaria hyperparasitica
Lineage: Eukaryota; Fungi; Ascomycota; Dothideomycetes; Acrospermales; Acrospermaceae
Exons: 4
Coding region: 330-2858 (842 amino acids)
Biological process (GO): small GTPase-mediated signal transduction; cytoskeleton organization
Cellular component (GO): plasma membrane; cell division site; division septum
Molecular function (GO): GTPase activator activity
Source: RefSeq, a predicted model, not a curated record
UGCGUAAGAGCCGGGGAAUACCAAUGAUACGGGCACCCGUGUACUUCUCUGAGCUACUUUAUGAUCCUUUGAGCGUCGUGAAUCUUAUCAAACGAAGAGCGUCCUGACUCUAAUAGUCUUUCGCAUCCGUGUGCUGCUGCUAGUCUGUCACAGAUUGUGGUACAAGGCCCUCCAGCUGCCGUUUGCCUAGCCCAGCAGCCCCUUCAACUUCAGCCAGGGUCCAGAACUGAACACGCUCUCCUUUGGCCUACGACACGAAUUUUUGCAACUACUACCCAAAUUUUCCUCUUACAUUCGUUCUGGCGACGUGUGAACAGCCGUAAUUCAUAAUGGCGUCCAGCUUCUCGAGUUCUUUCUGGUCUGGCGACUAUGCUGGAGGCCUUGGAGUGUUGUUUGGGAAGCUUCAACAAGGUGUUCAGGAGAAUCAACAGGUUUUGACGAUUGCGCGACUGAGGGCCGACGCCGAAGAGCUCUACGGCAACAAACUUGGUACGAUCACAUCAGCGACAGACAACAUAAGCGGCGGCUUUCAACGAGAUGAGGGCGCUAGCGUACGCAAGGCUUACGAGGGUGUUCGCACUGAGAUGGAAGCUGCUUCUCAAAGUCAUAAAAAGAUCGCAUCAAACAUCCGGGAGCUUGUUAUAAACCCAUUCAGCCGAUGGUGUGAGGCGCAUGCCGCGCGCGUACAGAACUCCCAGGACGACCUCCAAAACAGAUCCAAGCUCCACGAUCGACAAGCUGAAUCUGUCCGCAAGUUUCGCAGUCAGUACUACAACAAGUGUCGACUUGUAGAAGACCUUGAAGAGGAGGACAAGCUUGCAUUUCAGGAUCCGAAGAAUGAAGCAGCGAGCCCGAAGCUAAAAGCACCUGCCUUGACUGUUUCGGAGCCAGAAAUCGAGGAUGAGCCCGUGGAGAUAGGUGAUGAGACCUAUGUACCUGAACAUAUCAAAAAGAUUCUCACCCAUAUGCUGGAUAACAUCAAGAUCGGCGAAGUUAAGGUCCCCAUUCUCGGUACCUACCAGAAUGUCUCGAACGGAGCCGACAUCACUGAAUACAUUCAAAAGCACAUGAACGCGAGCAGUGUAAGCUAUGCAGAGCGCAUUGGUCAAGACAUGGUCAAUAAUGGCUUCUUGAGACUCAUUGGCAAUGUCGGUAACACCUUUGCAAACAGCUCUAGAAUGAACUACCAAUGGAAGACCAAGGUGUUUCAACUGACCGGCAUACCGGAGAGGAAACAGGUAUUGUCUCGUUCUACCACCGUCAUGUCGCAAGACAGCAUUGACUCUCCAGUUGGUGCGGUCUCAGAGUAUCUCCAAGGAUGGAACCCCCUGAACAACCCAUAUCCAAACGAAACACCGUCAGAAAAGCUGCGGCGCGAGGCGCGAGAGUCCGAUGAGAGAUACAAGGCUUCAGUCAGGAAACUUGAUUCCUUACGUUGCAACCUCGAGGAAGCCAUGAUCGACCAUCUGAAAUUUAUGGAACGCUGUGAGCUUGAUCGACUAAAGGCGAUCAAGUCUGUCAUUCUAGACUUCUCAGGGGCUGUCAGCAACGUCAUCCCAAGUCUACAGAGCACUGUCGACAAGAUGAUGCUCUUUCAAGAGACUGUACAACCGUUCGGCGAUUUACGAUACCUGAUCGAAAGCUACCAAACCGGGCAAUUUGUACCGAAGGUCACGACCUACGAGAAUUAUUACAACUCGGUCGACGAACAUACUUUUGGCGUUGAUCUUGAAGCGAGAGCACGAUCGGACAGGAAACGUGUUCCCAUCAUUGUCACAACGCUUCUGACCUACCUAGACAAUCACUAUCCUGAGCUGGAAGGUGAUGAUGCGCGACGAGCUAUCUGGCUUGCCGAUGUUCCUCUUGCUUCAUCUCACCAUCUCCGUGCGCAAAUCAACACUGGGAAGCCUUUCCCCCACGAAAUUCUCGAAAACUAUGAAAUCCCAGUUGUUGCAAGCGUUCUUAAGUUAUAUCUGCUCGAACUACCUGAUUCGCUCGUUUCUUCCCACGUCUAUGAGAUUGUCAAGACUAUUUACUCUUCCACUACAGCGGCAGAUGCCUCGGAAGAUACUCGUAUCUCUGUUAUCCAGUCAACACUGGGUCAGCUACGUCUGGCCAAUAUCGCCACUCUAGAUGCUAUCACCACCCAUUUCACGCGUCUGAUCGAGCUCACGUCUGCAGGCGAGACAUAUGUUUCGAUGAUUGCUCAGAAUCUAGCACCAUGCAUUUUGAGGCCGCGACAAGAAUCGCCUUUGACAAUGCAUGAGCGCUACGCGUACAGACUUCUGCGCGACCUCUUUGCACAUAAGGAGGCGAUAUUCGGGGAACUGAAGCGUGCUUCGUCUUUGACUCAAGCACACUCAGCAGCUAUCACGACUCGUCCUCGAGGACCUAGUACAGAUGAGAGCAAUCGACGUGCCAAUAUGGAAGAGCGACAAAGAGCCAUUGCAAGUCGAUCUCGUGCUAGCAGUCCCGCUCCUGGCUCAAGGCCAUCUACGCACAGACGUGACAGGAGCGUAGGGGGACCUGAAACUAGGUUCCCCAUCCAGACAAGCCCUAUAGUCGGCAGGCGUCAAGAUGCAGCGCAUCGCCACUCACUUGAGGUACCCGGAAGUGUUGAGGCCUCCCCUAUUGCCACGAACGGAGCUGCGCCUCCAGCUAAUGGAAAUUCAACCACCGAAGACUCGAGCGUGUCAAAACGCGAUUCCAUCAGUCGCUCCACACGAUUUCCCCGUGCUGGUUCUUUGAAGCAGGGCGGUCUUGCUCGUGUUGCCAAUCGCGAUAGCGCAGGUAGCUUGGGUGAUGAUUCUCAGCGACCUAUCGGUGUCCAACUAGAGGAUAAGCCCAUGGACGAUUAGAUAACGCACUCCUCGAUGAUGUAUUGUUUUUUUUGCGGCGAUUGAGCUUGGUGGUAAGAGAGCGAACAGCCCAGCAGAGUAGGACAUUUGCAGCGGCAUUGCGAUCUAGUUACUGCCAGCGUAGAUGGCUGGCAUAUUCGCUUAUGUAGGUUUUUGCAUGAUGUAUGGAUAAAAUACAGAUUUUAUUUGUCCAACUUUCGAACUUCAGUCAGUAAUGACAGUAUCAAUAACCAGCCAAGUGAGCACAUAUUCGAGCUCAGGGGUAUGUAGGCUCAUCGAAAACGGUUGUGAUCAAGUCCUACGUCGAGUAUAACAGGUGAAAGUGAGACUCCUACCCCCAAC